AUGCCUUUCAACACAGCCUUGACCCGCAAGUUGGGCAUUCGGGUUCCUAUAGUGCAGGGUGGGAUGCAAUGGGUGGGAUAUGCUGAAUUGGCCUCGGCCGUAAGCAACGCUGGUGGUCUGGGUCUCCUCACUGCCCUCACCCAACCGACCCCUGAGGACUUGCGCAAGGAAAUCCGACGAUGCCGCACCAUGACCAAAUAUCCCUUCGGCGUCAACCUCACCCUUCUCCCAGCGAUCGUGCCCCCAGAUUAUGCCGCCUAUGCCCAGGUGAUCAUUGAUGAAGGGAUUAACAUCGUCGAAACCGCCGGCAAUAAUCCAGGACCCGUUAUUGAGCAGCUCAAGAAGACCGGCACUAUCAUCCUACACAAGUGUACCACGGUUCGCCAUGCUAAGUCAGCCAUCAAGCUUGGUGUCGACUUCCUGUCAAUUGAUGGUUUUGAAUGUGCUGGUCACGUCGGUGAGCACGACAUCACCAACUUUAUCCUAUUAAGCCGUGCACGCCAGGAACUCAGUGUGCCGUUUAUCGCUUCUGGUGGAUUUGCUGAUGGUCAAGGUCUUGCCGCAGCUCUAGCUCUAGGCGCGGAGGGUAUUAAUAUGGGUACCCGGUUUAUGAGUACUGUUGAGGCCCCAAUCCACCAGAAAAUCAAGGAGGCUAUUGUUAAUGCACAGGAGACUGAUACCGCUCUCGUGCUUCGUCGGUGGACAAAUACCACCCGUCUGUUCGCCAACAAGGUCACAAAGGAUGCAUUGAAGGUCGAGCGUGAGAGUAAAACCGGAGAUUUUAGCGAGAUCGGUCCCUAUGUCAGCGGUCAGCGCGGUCGUCAGGUCUUUCUAAAUGGUGAUCCUGACUAUGGUGUCUGGACUGCUGGUCAAGUGAUUGGAUUGAUACAUGAUAUUCCGACUUGUGCUGCACUGCUUGAGCGCAUAGAGAAGGAGGCACUGGAAUCCAUGAACCGAAUAAGCAAGCUAUACACGGCUAAGCUAUAG
Molecule: messenger RNA, 987 nt
Organism: Penicillium taxi
Lineage: Eukaryota; Fungi; Ascomycota; Eurotiomycetes; Eurotiales; Aspergillaceae
Product: NAD(P)H-dependent flavin oxidoreductase
Exons: 4
Coding region: 1-987 (328 amino acids)
Molecular function (GO): nitronate monooxygenase activity
Source: RefSeq, a predicted model, not a curated record